CAAAAACCUGCUAAACACGUUUGAGCGGACGACGCGGCGGCUGGCAGUCGAGAAGAAGAAGAAGAAGAAGAAGAAGAAGAGAGCAGGAGAAGCGAAGCACCACCAACACACCCCACACCAACCCGAGAGAUGAGCAGUGGCAAGUCUUCUUUGGGCGGUGGGGCGAUGCGCGCCACGCUGAGGCGAAAGAACACAGAGAUGGUGGCCCCUCACGCUGCAGCCAGUGGCAGUGCGCAGGCGGAGGUGGAGCUUGUGCCGACCUCUCCCAGCCUGCCGCGCGUUCGUGUGCGAGGAGGACCGGCAGAUCCCAUCUGCAUCGGCCGAUCGGAAGCAUGCGAUACGACCAUUGAAAACCCAUACCUCUCCGGCACCCACUGCCACCUCAAGUUGUCGGAUGGCAAGCUCUUCCUCAAAGAUACAAGCUCCAACGGCACGCAAGUGGAAGGAAAGCUGGUGCAGCGUGACGCCUGGACAGAAGUGAAGCGUGGCGACGAAAUCACCCUCGUCACAGAGACACCCACCACAGCAGCGGUGUCGUUCCUAGCACGCUACCGCCGCACACCGCAAGCGACAGCGCCACAACAGGCGGAUGGCAAUACAGAGGAGGAGGAAGUAGAGGAAUUGGAGAGGAGGGCGCCAGCAGCAGACGUUGAAGACGCGCCGCCGGCCAAGAAGAGCAAAACAGAGCACCCGUCCUCGGUUCAAGGUGGCGAUGGCGGUGGUGGCGGCGAUGAUGAAGCACCAAGCGGUGCCACCACAGCGACCACGACUGCCUCCACUGCACCAGCGACAGCAGAGGAGCGGGGAGGAAGCGGUGAUGCGAUGGUCACCACCGCAGAUGGUGAUGGGGAUGAUGCUGACGAUGAGGAAGGACACAUCGGCGCUGGUGGGCACGAGAACGAUCAAGCAGCUUCAACAGCAACAGCAACAGCAACAACAGCACCAGCAACAACAGCAACAGCAACAGCAGGUACGAUAGGCACGAGCAGCACCCUGACUGCAGGCGCUUCAGACAGCGAUACAACAACAACAGCAACAGCAGGAACAACAGCAGCAACAGCAGGAACAACAGCAGCAACAGCAGGAACAGCAACAACAGCCGUAUCAAGCAACGGUGGCGAGGAGGAGGAGGAAGAGGACGACAUGGAGGAGAAUCUGCUGUGCUCCAUCUGUCGGGAUGUGUUGCACGACGCGGCGUCGCUGCUGCCGUGCCUGCACACCUUCUGCGCCGGCUGCUGCUCGCAGUGGCUCACCUCCAACUCAACCUGCCCAGACUGCCGCGUCAACGUCAGGAAGAUGCGCAGGAAUCACUUGGUGAACAAUCUGGUUGGCGUGUACCUCAAGUCCCACCCAGACAAGAAGCGCGACGCCGCCGACAUUGCCACCCUCGACGCAGCAAACCAGUUAAAGGUGCGCGGGAAGGAUGAGUUGCGGUUCUCAGCGCGGCGCCGCGGGUGGCGUGACGACGAUGACUAUGACGACGACGACGACGACGACGACUCGAAUGACGAUGACGAUGAUGGUGACUUUGACGGCGGUCGUGGCGGGCGUGUUGGACGGUACGGUGUGCGCAUUGGCGGGUUUGGGAUGAGCUUUUCGUUUGCCCCGGCGCCUGUGGCCCUGCCACCGCCGCGGUGUGCUGCGUGCGAUGACGCCAGCACCAACGUCAUGAACUUUCGCUGCAGCGGGACUGGUGCAGCGCACAUGCAGUGCACCUGCUGCCGCACGUAUUUCCCGCACCGCGACUUGAUUGCGCCGUCUACCACCACAACGACAGCAGCAGCAACAACAACAAGCACAGCAGCAACGACAACGACACCAGCAGCAACGACAGCUACAACACCUGGAGCAACAACCCCGCCCGUACCCGCGAGUACAGGCGAUGAUGGCGAUGGUGAUACAACAUCAUCCACGACAACAGGACCUGCAGAUGGCGAUGGUGAUGGUGAUGGUGAUGGCGGAGCAUCAUCGUCGUCACCACCACCAUCGUCAACAACAGCAGCUGCUGUAUCAACGCCGCCACCGCCGGUCCACUGUGCGCUGUGCUCGCGGCCGUUCUGCAAUCUGUUCUGGACGCGCGGGUGCCGGGGACCGUGCACGGCACUCGGUGGCUGUCUCCGCCCGCUCCAGGACCUGACGCUGGUCAGCUCUGAUCUGACUGCGUUUAUCAACAGGAACACAUACGAGUCGCAAGUCAUGCGGGACUACUUGCGCGAGAAGGGCAUGACACCGCGGGACUUGCUGCUGACGUGCAUUGAUCGCGCUGCGUCUGGCGCCCUCACGGCGGCCGCCAUUGGGCCCGUCUCCCGCUCCACCCCAACGUGCAGGCAAUGCGGCCUGCGGGUGUUCAAUGCGUUGGCGUAUGAGUAUCGCAAGGCCCUCCCCGCUUCCGACUUGCCUCGGUCGGCGCAAGUGACGCCAUCUGGAGAGACAAGGGCAAACUGCUGGUACGGCUAUCAGUGCCGCACACAACACAACCGGCCCCAUCAUGCAGUCCGCUUCAACCACCCGACGCACCGUCCACUCGGUCCCUACGGCCCGAGCAACUCGUCUUCACCGUCCGCACCGCGAGCGCCGCCGUACCCGGGCACGGGUCACGCGCCACCGUCAGACCCGUCAAGCGUGCGCUACCCAAACCAGGAAGCGUGGCAGCGGUAUUACCAGCACUUCAACUGGACAAAGUGGUGGGAGAUGCAGCACAAGAGCAACUUGGCAUGGCAUGGCCACGGCAGGCACCCAUAUCCCAGCCAUCCUGGCCAGUAUCCCGUGAAACCGCAAUCCCCACAACCAACGCCGCCUCCCCCUACCUCGACGGCAGCCGCCACCUACACGGCAGCAUCAACGACAGACGGCAACAACGGCCACCACCGCACGCGCUGGCAGGACUGGCGGUGGCUCACCGGGUUCUUCAUCUCUGUUGGCUGCAUCUUUGCCCUCACUGUUGGCAUCUUUGUGUUUGUGUUCCGUCGCCUCCCAUCAUCGUCGACCCCAGCCAACCGCUCCAACAACGAGCACAUGCAGCUCCUCGCAGAGAUUGCACAGUACGAUGAUCCCGUGUUUAUGCCGGCCACCAAGACGGCUGCAUCGGGACCCGCGGCGCCGGUCAACCCAGCCCCGCCCUACGACGUCAACACUGCAGCAGGCACCACCCACACCAUCAGCAUCAGCAUCAGCAACGGCAACAGCAACAGCAACAGCACAGACAGCGACAGUGAGGCCUGUUUCCAGGGCCUGGUCACUGCUGACCACCGCCAUCACGAUCAUCAUCAGCAGCGUGAUCAUCAUCACCACGGCCAUGACAGCGCGUCGUCGAGUGAGGUUGGCUGCUCCUCGUCGCCGUGGUCGUCGUCGAUUGCGCACUCGGACCCGGCCACUGCAGCCAGCAACAGCAGUGCCGACCACUCCUCACCGGGGCAGCACUCGCACUCGCACAGCACAGGCAGUGUUGUCAUUGCCAUGGAUGACACACCAUACAACAGCAGCAGCAGCCAGCAGCAGCAACAACAACAGCAACAGCAGCAGCAUGCUUCGUUGCUGCCACUGCUUCCACUUGACCAAACAACAAGGGAGCAGAAGCAGACGAACAGUCAGGCAAUGGCGCUGCCCACUUAUUUCCGCACAGAUGAUGCAGACAUUCCCACCAUCUCCACGUCAUCGUGUUCCGGCGCUGCCAACCCCUCCUCCCCGUCCCCCAUCUCCCCUGCUGCCGUGUGGUCUCGCCUUUAUUCUCUCAUGACUGCCCUCUGGCCAGCAGCAGCCACCACCUCCUCCUCAUCGCCGACCCACCAGCACCAGCACCAGCACCAGCGCCAACGCCAACACCACUCCCACAUCAGCGGCGGCGGCCGCGGCGGCGGCGCCAUCACGGCGGAUGUCGCCCAGUACCGCCGGCUGCUGCAGCACCUGUACCCGCGCCACCUGCUCGACCGCGCACACGCCCACCGCGUCCUGCCGCUGCGCACCGCUGUCCUCCUGGGUGAUGUGGACCAGCUGUCCGCCCUUCUCGAGGACACGCCCCCAUCUCUGCUGGCGGCGACAGAUGCUGCGGGCCGCACGCUGCUGCACGAGGCCGUGCUGUCGCGGUCUGGGCUUGACGUUGCGCUCAUCGCCAUGCUGCUGCGCCACCGCUGCCCGACGGAGGUGCCCGACCUCCACGGCCGCACGCCGCUCCUGUGCGCCUGCGAGCUGAGCAAACCCGCGGCGGUGCGGGCGAUGGCGGCCGGCGGCGCCGACGUCAACGCGCGCGACGCCAUGCAGCAGACGGGGCUCAUGAUCGCCUGCGCACGCAACGACGCAGACGUGGCCAGCGCGCUGCUCACCGCGGGGGCAGACAGCGCACUGGCGGACGGGCGCGGGUACACAGCGAUGCACUGGUGCUGCGCCACGGGGGCGGUGGAGGCCAUGACCCGCCUCUCUGCAUUCACCAGCAGACUCGUGGAGGUGAAGACGGGCGCCGGGGACACCUGCCUGCACCUGGCCGCGCGCGAAGCAAACGAGGCCGUCAUCAAGGUGCUCAUGGGGGAACGUGCGUCUGUCCGCGCCGUGCUGCUCACCUCUGUCAACGCCUUUGGGCAGCGGGCGGAGGAUGCCGCGGCCGCCGCCAACCACCACGCCAUUGCCCGGCACUUGCAGCAGCACCGCGUCGCGCUGGAGCAGGACGUGCUGUGUGGACGCAUGUCGCUCAAGGACCGCGCACCGCGCCGCCGAAGACACGCGAGCACGCCCGCUGGCGAUGGCGAGGACGAUGGCGACGCCGGCAGGCACCUCAGUACGACUCGGCCCGGCUCGAAGGUUGGGCGUGCCAUGUACAUGCGCAAGCACCGGCACCGCCACAAGGUGAUUUCGCAGCUGCGGGAGACGCGCGUGCGGCACCUGGAGGGGGAGGGCGCGGCCAUUGCUGCUGCUGUUGCCGCGCUCAAGGCAGACCGUCACUCCCUGAUGCAGGCGCUGGCUGCCGUCUCGCCAGAGCACCUGCAGCGUCUCAAGGGACGCAAGGCACGGCCAGCAAAGCGACGCGCACUGGCGCUGGUCAAGACAAAUGGAUCAGCCGCGCCGCUCUCACCGCCGCUCGCGCCACCACUCGCAGCAUCAGUGGCAGCAGCAGCGCACGGCAACCGAGCAACCAAAGCAAAUCGCCGGCGCAGCCUCAGUGGUGCUGCAUUUGUCUGA
Salpingoeca rosetta is the source of this 5169-nucleotide messenger RNA. RefSeq lists its product as uncharacterized. Gene Ontology annotation, molecular function: protein binding; ubiquitin-protein transferase activity. The coding region runs from base 130 to 5169 and encodes 1679 amino acids. Lineage: Eukaryota; Choanoflagellata; Craspedida; Salpingoecidae. Gene Ontology annotation, cellular component: nucleus. Gene Ontology annotation, biological process: protein ubiquitination; mitotic cell cycle checkpoint signaling; ubiquitin-dependent protein catabolic process. The record is from RefSeq and is a predicted model, not a curated record. The transcript is spliced from 14 exons.